This is a messenger RNA of Pleuronectes platessa (European plaice), 3512 nucleotides long. RefSeq lists its product as uncharacterized. Lineage: Eukaryota; Metazoa; Chordata; Actinopteri; Pleuronectiformes; Pleuronectidae. The record is from RefSeq and is a predicted model, not a curated record. Bases 184 to 2052 code for a protein of 622 amino acids. The transcript is spliced from 5 exons.
CACCAGAAGAGCCAAGACGCGCACGAGAAGCAGUGUGAACUGGCCCAACACUGCAAACAGCUACUGGACACCAGUCAGCAUUGAAAGGCAGAAGUAGUAGAACUGGAUCAUCACACUGCUAUGACCAAUCCUAGAUGAUACUGAGCCUCACGUUCAUCUAACUGACAAACUCCAGGAAACAUCAUGACCACCGCUGACAAGCUGCUGGAGCAGAUGUUCUCCUGGAUCGACCAGAGGAGUCGCUGUGCAGACCAACUGGUCAAAGUGGCCGAGAAGCUUGAGUCCCUCAGGCAGAAUUGCAAUGGCGCUGAAUGUGUGGGUAGCUCGGUGGCUGUGGGGGGUGCUGCAUUGGCGAUCAGCGCCGGCGUCACCAUCCUCACCGGCGGAGCAGCUGCUCCAAUUUUAGGUUUGUUGGGAUCAAUAUUUUUAGGAGCAGGCACCGUCAUCUCUGUGGGCACUAAACUCGUCGAGCACUUCCUGUCCGGCAGCACCAUGAAAGACGCAAAGGAAAUCGAAAAGACAAGCGACGAAUUAGCAAAUAACAUUCAGCAACUGUUCGAGAAACUAAAGUCGGAGAAGAAGGAGGCGAACAGAGUCGCCGACCUGGACGAUUUGGACAGACACAUCCUGACGGACAUCCUGAGAGCUUUGGCAAGACGAAGUGGAGUGAACAUGAAGAUCAACUUCAGAAUGAUCGGUGACAAGCCGAAUUUGUCUUUUGUUGGAGGACAACAUUACACAAACCUCAACUUUCCUAUUAUGGAUUCAGUCACUGGAGUUUUAGCGUUUUUCACGCUCAGCGCAAGUGGGAAGAAAUGUAACCUUCUAUUUGCUAAAGGAGCUCAGCAGCUGAUCAAGGAAAUACCUGUGACUGGAUUGAAAACAGUGCUCAAAGGAGGCGGCAUGCUUGUGGGAGGAGUUAUUGGAAUGGCGUUUGCGCUUAAUGACGCGAUCGACAACUGGACAGAUCUGAUCAAGACCAACAACGUGACUGAAGCUAGCCAAUCCCUGCGCGACACAGCCAAAGCGAUCCAAAAUAUCUUGCAGGCCCUGAGGGAUCGGUUUGAAGAUAUGAAGCAGAUGCUCAAGAAGAUGAAAAAAGAACAGCAGGAGCAGGCGAAAGCUAAGCGCAGCAUUGAAAACCCAGAGAGAACCUCUGAAGAAGAGAGAGAAUUAAUAAGGUAUGCCAUUAAAACAUGCCAGAUUGAAGAGGUGCGACAAUGGCUGGAAAAGGAUUCAGAGUCAGAGACUUUCAGCAAACUUGUGAAUUUGUUUCGAUUAAUGAGAAAUAAAAUCAUCAAGAAGACAAACGAGGACGAGUCUGAUGACGAAGACGAAGUCGAAGUUGAAGAGAGGGAAGUUGACAUCAUCUUUGUGGCUCAUGGAUCGAUCAGCCACCCCAAGAUUAAAGCUUCCUGCCUGCUACCUCUGUCCAACAUCAAAGACGUGCUCCUGUAUUCCCCCUGGAACUGUCUCCUCACUGCUGCUGCAGCGUACGGCAUCACUACAGGACUCAUACAACCUCAGGACAGAAAGUUUUACUGUGUUACAGGAAGGGGCUGUGAAACUCCUGAUGAAGGACACCGGCCCAGGAAAUUGCCACCUGGCUGGAACUCAAUGAAGAAAGCAAUCAAUAAAUUAAUUCCCAACAUCAUGGUCAGUACUCUCGAGGAUCCAAAGGAUCGUGCAUGGACGGCUAUUAUUAAUCUCACAAAGGAAUUUGGUGGACCAGGGAGAGGCCGCAUCGUCAUCCCGUUCAACCUUGGUGGUCUGAAAGAAAGAAUCCCGUUCUACAUUGUCACCUGGGUCAUGUCUCUGGUGCUGUCGUUCGUCCGGAUCAAAGCCACUGUCCAUCUCGCUGCCUGUCUGGGUGAUGGAUUUAGAAAGCAGAAGUUUCCCAGGACGUUCCUGGAGGAUCAGUACUCCUACACUAUAGACGACACCGGGAUGACAUCUCAGUCCAUGUUGAACAUCACCCACCCCGAACUGUACAGGAACCUACAGGCCAUAUUUGAUAGGGUUAGGGUUCUGUUCCAGCGAAGGUUUGUCUGAAGCUGAACUGAUUUCCAAGUUCAAUGAAUCUCUGAGUUUUUUAACACGUUGGUAUCAACAAACAAUCCCAUUUUAAUCUGAAAGAUGAUUUCCAGUGUCGGAAUCGUGUUCAAGAUCUACGAUCAAUUUGAGUACUUGUAAAAAAAAAAAAGGUUUGCAGCUGGAGUCACUGAGCCGCCAGAAAACCACGACCUCCGUUUUCUCCACUGAUCAGAUUCACACGUUAAAAAUCCUAUUUUCUGUGAUCUAACCCUAAUGUAGGGCGGCUGUGGCUGACGGGGUCCAGUGGUCGUCCUCCAACCAGAUGGUCGACUGAUUGGAUCAAAUGUAAUAUAAUGAUGUGAAGGAGUCGGAACGUGUCCGACAUGGUCGCACCUGUAAUGAUACUCUGUAUUAUACAUGCUUAUGUAACCACACUAGUAUCUGUGUUUAUGCAUAUCACAUGUGACAAGAUGUCUGUUGGUGACUCACUAGGUGCCGCUCUCACCUCUUUUUGUAUGAAAGAGAACAACCAACAAUGUUUCUUGGUCUUACCCAUCUUCACGUCUGCAUGCUGUUAGAUCGGUUUGAUUGUCUUUGCCAAAGAAUACGUGCACUUAAAAGACAAUUAGGGUAUUUUUUUCAGAAAAUGAUUUCCUCCACACACCUGAGCAGCAGGUCCCUGGUUCAAUUCCCGACUGGAUGGACCAGCGUUUAAUUUCUCUGACCUCAGUCAAAAAGAACAACAGUCAAUGCUAGGAUCACCUCCACCAACCAAUUCUAUGUCCCUGUGACCUUUGACCACUGAGACUCAUCAGUUCAUCUGAGUCUAAAUGUACAUUUGUACCAAAUUUGAAAGGAUUUUCUGAUCUCCUGCCUGUGCAACAUCAGGAGAAUACGCCCCCUUCUCACUCAGAAGGCGGUGCAGGUUCUGGUCCAGGCUCUGGUCAUCUCACGUCUAGACUACUGUAACUCCCUCCUGGCAGGUCUACCUGCUACUGACAUCCGACCUUUGCAGCUCAUCCAGAAUGCAGCAGCACGACUGUUUGCCGUCCUGGCUCCUAGAUGGUGGAAUGAGCUCCCCAUCGACAUCCGGACAUCAGAAAGUCUACACAUCUUCCGCCGAAAACUAAAAACACACCUCUUCCAACUAUACCUUGAGAAAAAAAAAAUAGUGACAACUUUUUGAAACUAACACUUUAGUAGCACUUAAAUCGCACUUACUUAUAGCACUUUGUAGUUUUGCUUUAUUUUGAAGAAAUUGUACUUUCUUGAUUCUUGUUGUCCUGGGUUUGUACCCUCGGGGUUGAAUGCACUUAUUGUAAGUCGCUUUGGAUAAAAGCGUCAGCUAAAUAAAAUGUAAUGUAAAAAAUAAAUAAUCGGAAAAAAAAGGAAAAAAUACUUGUACAAGUACAAUGUAAUCUGAUUACUUUCUGGCAUGCAGACCCUGAUGUAUUUGUUUCCAAGCUAAACUGGUCCAA